This is a messenger RNA of Penaeus indicus, 1861 nucleotides long. RefSeq lists its product as uncharacterized. The record is from RefSeq and is a predicted model, not a curated record. Lineage: Eukaryota; Metazoa; Arthropoda; Malacostraca; Decapoda; Penaeidae. The coding region runs from base 226 to 1644 and encodes 472 amino acids. The transcript is spliced from 7 exons.
CCAUAUCAUCUGUCUUCUCCCAGUCAUUUUCUAUCACUUACCAACCCCCAUAUCUCCUCACUUCAUUAUCUUUCCUUUCAUUAUUAUUUCCUUUCCUUGCUUUUUUCCUUUCUCUUCCCGUUUUUUUCCCACUCCCAUCACUGUCAGAUUCUGUCAUCCUUAUUAUAUAGAUAUUUUUUUUAACCAAUCCAAUAAAUUUCAUUUCAGGAGUUGUCAAUUGCAAUCAUGUUGUACAAAUCUCCAUAUGCUUCCCAAGUCCGGCGGUUCUUGCAAGACCUGGACUUUGAGGUUCUGAAAAGCAUUGCAUCAACUGCGACAGAGAGAAAGAUCGAAGUAACUACAAAGAAAGAGGCAAUAGAUGUCAUCCUGCUUCACACGUCUGACCUGGAGCGUUUUUUUAGCUACCGGCGCCUAACGUCUGAUAUAUUCUAUAAGUACCUGUUCACCUUACAAAUGAAAGAUAGGAAAUCAGUUAUACCAAUGAAAUCAAGCAGAACAGAGAUGAUUUUCACUAUUAAAGAUUUAUGGGUGAAGUGUGUAAAGAGAAACAGACAGAAAAAGAGAAAAGGCAAGAAAAGAAAGAAUUUGCAAAAGUUACCUAUACUCACAGCCGACCAAAAGCAAAAUGAAAAUGACUCGGUUGACGAUAUAAAGCAUAUAGAAAUAAGUGUCUCUAUAGCCAGUCAGAGUGAAGUUUUCAAUCAAAAGGAAUCUGUGGAGAAUGGAGAGAGGAAAGAGCAUAAGGAUAAUUGUCCCACAAAAAAUAAAUGUAGGAGAAAUCUUAGGUCUGCCAGUCGUGCAGCAGGAAAAUUAACUUUGGGUUUAAAGGAGACUUUAAAGAAAACACGAGAAUCAGACCUUAAGUCAGAAUUGGUAGGGGAAUCAUCUGUUCAGCAGCCUAGUAAAGAUGUAGGUAAAGCACAAACACCAUUGAACAAUCGACAGACUGUAUAUGCAGUGGAAAGACCAGUGGAAAAUCGACAGACUGUAUAUGCAGUGGAAAGACCAGUGGAAAAAAAGAAUCCACCUGUGACUGAAAGAGCAGCUCCAAUUAAUGUUACAAAUAUUUUUCAUAAUAUAUCAGUUGGUGUACCAACAGAAAGCAAUUUUCGGUUUACAGUAGAAACAUCCAUCCCUAGCACAUCCAGUACUAGUAUGAGAUCAGAUAAAUUUGCUAAGGAUUUCUGCGAAUGGUUUUACAAAAUGAUGAACAAGUUGCAACCCAUCUGUGCCUACAAAGAAGGCGACGUCUUUGGUGAGCAAGUGUUUGUGGGAAAUAGCUCUGUUCAUAUUUUCAUGACGACCAAUGAGGUGGUGGAGAGAACAGGUACUAGUCAGUCUGGGGCGUACCAUUUGCUUAAAAAUACCCUGUUGGAAUUCGAGCUUCUCUUCUCCCCUAAUAUGGAAUCAGGGUUACAAAUAAUUCGGGGUGAACAUGGUACAGUCAAGGUUUUCUGCUGUGGAAACUUGCACAAGCAUAAUACCUUCAUAGGAAUUUAUGAACAGGAGUUUCAUCUGGUUUUGUGUCCAAUUGAUAGGCGUUGGAAAAUAUUGUGCACUAAACUAAAUCUGAAGCAUGCAACAGUUGCAACUCAGAUGCCUUCUUUACCUCCUUGUGAAAUAUUUGAAAUUAAAACUCCAUAAAAAUUCUUACAAACAAGAACUACAAAUCUUUGCUCCAUUAUGUAAAUAUCACAUAAUAAAUAGUUUAAAUUAGUAUAUAAAUAACUGUUUUGCCAAUAUUUGAAUUUACCCAAUAUUCAUAACCAUGUAUUGCAACCAGAAAUUUGACUUUUACAGAUAUAUUUGACAAUGGUUUUGCUCUCUCUCUCUCUCUCUCUCUCUCUCUCUCUCUCUCUCU